Molecule: messenger RNA, 849 nt
Organism: Alosa alosa (allis shad)
Lineage: Eukaryota; Metazoa; Chordata; Actinopteri; Clupeiformes; Clupeidae
Product: complement C1q-like protein 2
Exons: 2
Coding region: 1-849 (282 amino acids)
Molecular function (GO): protein binding
Source: RefSeq, a predicted model, not a curated record
AUGAGGGUCGUCAUCACACUGCUGGUGCUGCUGUUCUCCAUGUGUGGAGCUCAGACUCAGAGCACCCAGACUGAAGUUCAGACAGAGAGCCAGAGCACUGGGGCUGCUGCUGCUGUGGUCACUACCCAGCUGGACGUCUCUGCUGAGCUCAGGGAACUCAGAGAUACCAACGAGCUGUACACAGUGGGGGCUGAGAACAAUGCUCAGAAGACAGAGCUGGCCGUCAUGAGAGAAAGACUGGUGGCCAGUGAGACUAAAGUGGACGCUCUGGAAAGAGGGAAUGCAGCUCAACACACAGACCUGACCACUAUGAAGACAGAGGUGGAGAAUCUGAAGAUGGAAACUGCAGCACAAGAGACAGAGCUGACAGCAGUGAAGACCAGACUGACAGCUACUGAGACUGAUGUAGUGAAUCUGGAGAAAAAGAUCACAGAGCAACCCAAGGUGGCAUUCUCAGCAGGUCUGACUGACUCAGGAUUCAUAGAGUCUGGGAAUACUGACUUGAACUUGGUCUUCACUAAAGUCAUCACCAAUGUUGGACAGGCCUACAGCAGCACAACAUGCUUCUUCACAGCUCCAGUCAGGGGAGUCUACUACUUCAGAUUCACUGUCAUGGAUGACAUAGUCUCACGCUAUAUGCAUAUCAAAAUGUUAAAGAAUGGAGAGCAGAUCAUGGAGUUAUAUGAGUAUGAUACAGAUGGACGUCCCUCCUAUCUGUCCAGUGGUGUGACUCUGCAGCUGGAGGUGGGAGAUGUAGUUAACAUGCGACUCCCUGCAGGCCACAGGCUCUAUGAUGAUAAUGCUAAUAAUCACAACAUAUUCAGUGGCUUCCUGCUGUUUCCUCUCUGA